Messenger RNA from Cyprinodon tularosa, 785 nucleotides. RefSeq names its product histone-lysine N-methyltransferase PRDM16-like. The record is from RefSeq and is a predicted model, not a curated record. NCBI's taxonomy places the organism in Eukaryota, Metazoa, Chordata, Actinopteri, Cyprinodontiformes, Cyprinodontidae. The transcript is spliced from 3 exons. Bases 243 to 785 code for a protein of 180 amino acids.
GGAGGAAGAGGAGGAGGAGGAGGGGAAGAGAUAAGUGAUCUAAAGGGGAGACGAUAGGACAAAAAAAAGUGAUGAUGAUGAAUACAUUGGAAAGUUUUUUGGCCCGGGCGAGGGUGUCAGAUUGAAUGGCCUGUGCGCAUGUGCGAAGGUGUCCAAACUGACAAUGCUGGUGAGAUGAAGAUAGUGUUGUUGCUGCUUCUGGGCUCACGGAGGACGACGAGAGGAAUCUACAAGCCGACAAGAUGAGAUCCAAGGCGAGGGCGAGAAAACUGGCUAAAAAUGACAGUGAGCCAGUUGACAGCAUGUUUGACACAGAAGCUGACCUCCCUGGUUUAGCAGCUGGCAGCACCGACAGCCCAGAAGAAGACGCAGAAGACGGCAUCAUCAACAUGUCCUCACUGCCCUCACCGACUCCUUCCCAUCGAAACAACCACCACCACCAUUUGCUGCACCCCCACAUCUACACGUCACACCAUCUCCACAACAGUAGCAGCAGCAAUGACCAGGACUUCACCACACCGAAGGAGGGCUCUCCCUACGAGGCACCUGUCUACAUUCCUGAUGACAUUCCCAUUCCCAGCGAGCUGGAGGUGCGAGAGUCCUCUGUGCCCGGUGCUGGCCUGGGCAUAUGGGCCAAGACUCGUAUUUGUGCUGGUGAGAGGUUUGGUUUGCACAGCACAAAGCAUCAUGGGUCCAUGGACAAAGACAGCUCCUUUGGAUGGGAGCAGAUGAUAAAUGACCAUGCAGAUGACUCCCCAGACAGCUGCAUCAAAAAGGUAAGAUAA